Eimeria maxima is the source of this 3156-nucleotide messenger RNA. RefSeq lists its product as hypothetical. The transcript has 11 exons. The coding region runs from base 1 to 3156 and encodes 1051 amino acids. NCBI's taxonomy places the organism in Eukaryota, Apicomplexa, Conoidasida, Eucoccidiorida, Eimeriidae. The record is from RefSeq and is a predicted model, not a curated record.
AUGGAGUUGGGCUCAGCUGUCAGUUCAGUGCUUGUCAGCCCCUUGGCAGUUGAUGAUGUUUUUCGUCAUCGUACCGUCCCUGAGGUGCAGGAGCUGCUCCGGCAGCUCCAGCUGCAGCAGGCGAACGACGUGGAGGAGUUGCGGUCCUUAAUCGGAGUCCGUUACCUGUCGUUUCUCGAAGGUCUACCAGAGAUUACCCGCAUGCAGCAAUCAGCUCAAGAGGCUUUAAGUGAUGCCCAAGCUUUUGGCUCUGCGCUACGUCACCUUGCAGAUGCUUUAGGCGGUGCUGCUCCCGAAGGCCGCCAGCAGAACUCAACUGAACCCCAGCAGUUGCGGUUACAGGUGGAGUUGCCGCUACAGAAUAGCACACCGCUAGAUGACUUUCUCUUCUCCUGCGAAGUUGAUGCCUCGACACUUCCGAUUUAUUUUCCUCCCCAUAAAGAUCUGAGAAAUGAAGUAGCUUCCCAACACGAGGUUUACUCCUGCUUGCAGGAGAGAGAAGGUGUGCUCCGUGGGGGCUGCAGGUCAUUUCGAUACUUGCAGCAGCAGCUCUUAUUGAUGCCCUCUCGAGUUUGGGAGGCUGUCAGAUGCCAAAAGUUCCUUGAGGCACUCCGCCUUAUCUGCGUUGAUGGGACAAAAAACGCGUCUUUUGCAAUGGCUGCGGUUCGUGAACUGCAGCAGCAGCAGAGACUGAAGCCGGCCCAGCCGUAUUUGGAACGGCAGCUUUCAGGUUGUUGGGCGUUGGCCCAGCAGACGACUCGCAUCUCACCUUCUCUCACUGUCUCAUUGCGUGCCCUUGCACUUCGUCAGUUGGCGUCUCCUGAAUUACCAUUGCCAGUGGUAGCCGAUGUGGCCGCUGCAGCCACGAUCAUAUACCUGUUAGAAAACAAGCCUUCUGUAGGAGAGGCAUGUGAGGAAGCAGAGAAAGUGGUGAAGGAUGCAGCAGCAAAGUGGCUGCUUGGAGUUUUCUUUUCAGCGCGUGUAGAGUCUCUAGAGGCCAUCUUGGCGAAGAGGAAGAAAGCUGGGAAGAUAAGCGCAGUGACUUCACCGGCCCCUGCUUGUCACGAACGAAGUAACUCUAACUGUAGCUCAAAUACGAUACAGGCAGCAGUUGAUGCAGCUGAGGCCAUGUUGGUGGCUUUCUCAACAUCUUUACAGGCAGCGCAUUUCCUUUUCUCUCCCCUAUCAGCGAACAGCCGUCCUCUGGGGGCCAGUGACAUUUCCAACGUAGGCGCGCCAGCCUCUUCUGAAAUGGCAAACACCUUCGCAGCGACGCUUGCCGCGGAGGGUGCAUUUUGCGAUGUCAGCGAUAUUGACUCUCUCGGUAUCUCAUGGGCACUUCGGGCGCUUCCGGGAGUCUUUGCUGUGUUUGCUGCCCAAACCUGUUGCAGUAACGGCAACAACACGGCGUGGGACCGCUACCCUUGCUGCUGCGAGAACAAGAGUGCAUUGUGCCCUAGAGCGCGAGUGGCCGCCUUUAUUGAGCAGUGGACCAGCCCUUUAAGGGAGCAACUAUCUCUUCUCCCUGCAGAGGACCCUCGGCGAAAUCUCGGAGACAUCCGCUUCUUUUGGUUGCGGCUUAUGGAAAAGCUUAAAGGACGCGGGACACAAUGGCAAUUUCCCACAGGGCCGCUGUUUUUGGUCGGCAAAGUUCCUCCUGACCAUUCCCCCAUUUCCAGUACAUCUUCGCAAGAACAAGACUGGACAAUUUCUGACAAAACUGCCUGCCACUCCACUUUGGCUCUAUUGGGCGCCGUUGGGGAGUCUUGCAUCAACGCCUGCAUUCGCGUCACAGAGAGACGUGUGAGAGCGUUGCCGCUGCUCAGCUGCAACGCAAUAAAGGACGGGAUCUCUGGGACAGCUACGUCGUUGCAGGAGAAAGACAAUUGUUACACACGUGCCUUCGAGAAAGAACUGUGGUAUCAUUUGGUAGAUAUCGCUGACCUGUGCGGUAGAGCGGAAGACCCACAGGAACUCCGAGCUGCUCUACAACUGCGCGCAGCCAUUGCUGCCUCAUUUUUACAGUCUCUGGCGGAAUGUACGACUCCCGAGAAAAAUCAAACCCCCGAAACUAUAGACCGCAGAUACGUGGCUACGAUAUUGUGGACCUCAGCGGCAAAGUUGCAAAAAUCAUGGAAGUGUCACGGAAAAGCCGCAGCUACACCUGCUUUUGACGGCGUAGGAUCUGCUAUCGACAUAUCGGGGGGAGCAAUGUCUUUCUUGCUCGAGCUCAGUCGGCACCUGACAUCUGUGUUACGGAGCCUGAAAGUGGAGAGAAUAUCAGACUCGCCGAUCUUGUCCUUUGCGAUCAAAGCUGUCGCCUCAGAAGCAGUAGCUGAGUUUGCUGCAGCUGCGGUUGCUGAGACAAAGGGCCCGGUUCAGCGACAACGGGAAGGGCAGCAUCUCUUACCAUCGUCCCAGAGCCACUUGUUGCAGUUACUGGUCGACAUUGAGCUGCUAGCUGAGGCAUUAGAUGAGCCGUCUCCGCAGCAGCAGGUUUGUGGGCCUGACGAUGCUAUUGGGACUCUACCCCAGCCACUUCAGAGGGCAAUACAGGCCGGGUUGGAUGGCCGGAGAUGUGCCGAGUCGUUAAGGAACACAGCGGAAGAGGGAAGGAAGUUGCUCCAGCCUGACUGCGAGAAGCUAUUACAGCGACGAUUGGAUACGGGGUUUGCGGCUUCGAAAUCCCUUCUUUGGGUUCUACUUAAUCCAGGCGGCUCUGAAUCAGGCUGCAUCCCAAGUGUCGCGAGCAGCACUAGAUGCGCUGACAACGCCUUUCAGCUGCCACUCCUUGAGCCGCGUGAACGGCUGUCCCUGUUGCCUGUUGCUCCGCUUCCAGCCUUCGAGUCGCUCCUGCGCUCUUCAACAUACGAAGAAUGUGUUGCAAGGGCUCACACGCCCGCUGCACGCAAUGAAAAGGCAGAAGAGGAGCAGCAGCAAGCCCCAAAGGAGGCGCAAAAGCUACACAGACUGCGGCUUGAUGAUGCAGUGGAUUCCGUAUCCCGGGGUUUGCAGUCGUGGCUGAAGAGGGGCUCUUCUGAUUCCGACGGUUCAGGCAUCUUCCCGUCGAGCGGAAUGGAAAGCAAGUCUCUGCAGAUCUACCAGCAAGCCAAGCUGCCGAUUAGCAGCAUGGCUGGCCCUUUCCCCUCAGCCUGA